Molecule: messenger RNA, 6873 nt
Organism: Salvelinus namaycush (lake trout)
Lineage: Eukaryota; Metazoa; Chordata; Actinopteri; Salmoniformes; Salmonidae
Product: myosin phosphatase Rho-interacting protein-like
Exons: 24
Coding region: 788-5926 (1712 amino acids)
Biological process (GO): actin filament organization
Cellular component (GO): actin cytoskeleton
Molecular function (GO): actin filament binding
Source: RefSeq, a predicted model, not a curated record
CAUUGGGUAAAAUAGCUCCCGAAAAAGAAGAAGAAUAUAAACCCAGGGGCGCAGCUAGCCAUUGAAAUUAAAACCGAAAAACUCGUGUAUGCGUCAAUGAUUGUGUAAUAAGCGCUUCGUCUGAGUACUAUGUGUCAGCGGGGAGUGAAUUACGCAGAAGAUUUGUAUUCCACACAUUUUUUUACCCUAGCUAAAUACCUAGCUAGGCGAGAGGAUUUUAUUACCUAGCUUGAUAGCCAGUGAAUAAACAGUGGUGGUAAACUUUGCAAAGAGUAACUGUUACGUUUGUAGCUAGUUAGCUCUUGCUAGCCAGCUACCUCCACUUUUUUGAUGAUCUUUCAAUGGGUGUAGGUUACCACCCGAUGGAAGCUGUUGCCUUGGAGCUUGAGGCUGCUAACACUGUGCAAUUUCUAUUUUUGUGGUUCGCACAAUAACGUUAGCUAACUAUCGAUUACAACAAAACUACCUUGUUACUCGCUUGCCUUUGUGGAUACAGGCCAUGGACUGAAUAACGCACACGAAUGGUGUCGUCUAGCUAGCUUGGUGGCUAGCAGUCAUAUUGGAUAAUAUACAUUGGGUACAACUAAACAACACAAGACCUUGAAUAUGGAUUGUGUGUGUGUGAACUCAAGACCGCUUGUUAUUUGGAUCAUCAUGCAUUGGAUUGCUGGGCCCAUGUGCCAAAUUGGAUGAAAUUAACGUAGCUAAAGAAAACAACGAAAUUAUAUACACUCUGCAUUUUUCUUUUUUUACAUUUGCAUUUUACGGUGAACGGAGGCGAAAUACAAUGUCUACGGCGAAAGAGAACUCUUGCAGGAAAUUCCAGGCGAACAUUUUCAAUAAAAGUAAAUGUCAGAAUUGCUUCAAACCUCGGGAGUUGCAUCUCUUGACCGAUCAAGAUCUGAAUCAGGCCAAACCUAUUUAUGGCGGAUGGCUGUGCUUGGCCCCCGAGGGAACAGACUUUGGCAAUCCCAUGCAGAGAUCCCGGAAAUGGCAACGGAGGUUCUUUGUGCUGUACGAACAUGGCUGCCUGCGCUUCGCCCUGGACGAAUCGUCGAGCACUCUUCCCCAGGGAACGGUGAAUUUGAACCUGUGUACUGACGUCAUGGACGCCGAGCCCAAGACGGGCCAGAAGAACGCUCUCUGUAUCGUCACUCCUGAGCAGGAGUACUUCAUACGAGGGGAGAACAAAGAGAUCAUCAAUGGCUGGACUGAACAGCUGGUGAUCUAUCCCAGGACUAACAAGCAGAACCAGAAGAAGAAACGCAAGGUGGAGCCCACCACUUCUCAGGAGCCAGGACCAGCAAAAGUGGCAGUGAAGGGAUCAGGUAUCCCCGAGGCGGGCUCGGAGAAUGUUCCAGACUCCAGCUCCAUCAUCUGGCAGGAGGAGCUGAGCCACAGAGAGGCUGAGGGGGUGUCUUUGUGGCCUGCUCCUGACCUCCCCAGGCUGGGCUCACCACAGCCCUCUACAGGUGACUGUGGUUCCGUGGCCCGUGGCUCAGACGCCGGCUCAGUCAACGGUGACGAGGUGGACCGAAGUGGCCUCCACGGCUCGGUCCCUCUCGCCCACCACAACCUCCUGUCUCCCACGGGCUCCAGCCUGGGCGGGGUGCCCCACUGCUUCUCCCCGCUCCCCAGUGACCCCUUCCCCUCUGGCAGCUCCCUGCUGUCCAACGGCUCCCACAUCAGUGGUUCGGUCAGCUCGCUGGACUCUGACGCAAGUGGCAACACGGUGGCCAGCACAGAGAGCCACCUGGCGGGGCGGUUAGGGCUGGCCCAGGGAGGGCGCCAUGAUACUCCACGCUCCAGGAGGCUGGAGGCCGAGGCCAGGAAGGCAGAGAAGAGGAGCAGAGUGAGGAGUCCUGGUGAGGAGAGAGAGGCCGUGUUCAGUCCUGAGAAGAGCCGUUCUGGGGUGAUAGAGAAGCUGGAGGCGUUGGAGCUGGAGAAUCCAGAGAGGAUGGAAGUGGAGGAGGCUGGGAGGACAGGAGCCAGGCAGGGCCGCAGCGAACACAGACGCUUCCACACAGAGGACCUGGGACAGGACUUCCCUUCCACUCUGCCCCCUCUCAGACGAGCCAAGUCCCUGGACCGUAGGACCACCGAGUCUGUCAUGACCCCGGACUUGCUGAACUUCAAGAAAGGUUGGAUGGUGAAGCUGGAUGAGCAUGGACAAUGGAAGAAGUUUUGGUUCGUACUGACAGACCACAGCCUCCGAUACUACAAGGACUCCAUUGCUGAAGAGGCUUCAGAUCUGGACGGGGAGAUAGACCUGUCUACGUGUUAUAACGUCACUGAAUACCAGGCUCAACGCAACUACGGCUUCCAGAUACAUACCCAGGAGGGCAUGCACACCCUGUCGGCCAUGACUGCAGGCAUACGGAGGAACUGGAUCCAGGCUGUCAUGAAGAAUGUCAGACCCUCCACCGCUCCAGACGUGGCUAGCAACCACAGCUCCUUCUCCCCACUGGAGGGGCUGUUUCAGCCGGACGUGACCCAGGACUCCCCUUCCUCCGAGACCUCGUCCGUGGAGCGUGAGCCAGGUCCAGGCCCUAAGAAGAGCCGGGCACGCGAGCGCCGACAACAAGGCCGCUCAAAGACCUUCGACUGGGGCGAGUUCCGACCCAUUGCCCAGGCUUUGGCCCAGCAGCGGGCCCAGAAGGCUGAGCCCCUGCAGACUGACAUAGGAGACCCCGAUCGGAACCGGAGGAGGGAAGAACGACGGAGGAGGUAUGAAUCUGUGACUGGCUCCUCCAAGGACCAACCAGCAGGCUCCGAGGGCGGGAGGAUGGACUUUGAGAAGGGGGGAGGGAGUGAAGGCAGCCCUGGGGGUGAGUGUGGGGGUCCCCCCUCCCUGGAGAGGCAGCAGAAGGUGGAGGAGGAGAUCGAGCAGCACUGGCAGCAGGUGGAGCAGACACCCAUCAGGGAUGAGAGGAGGGUACCUCUGCCCUCGACACUGCAGACCAGGGAGACGGCCGAGCUGGAGAAACUGCUGGAGAGCUACAAGAAAGGGGUAGAAGAGCUGAAGCUGCAGUUGGGGAGCUGUCACCAGCAGCUGCUGCACUCCAACCAGCACAAACAGAAUCUGGAGGUCCAGCUGAGGACGGCUCUGGAGAGAGAAUCUAUGGAGCACGUCCGUUCCGGAUACGUCUCCCAGCUGGAGCUCCCUUUGGUUCUGGAGGCUGAUAUCGAGCCCCAGACGAAGAGGCCGGAACUGGCCACCUGUGAGAGGGGCUUUGCUGCCAUGGAGGAGUCCCACCAGAGGGUGAUUGAAGAACUGCAGAGGAAAAACCAGAGAGCGCUGGAGAACCUACACGAGGAAAAGGAAAGGCUGCUAGCCGAGGAGACUGCCGCUACCAUAUCCGCAAUCGAGGCGAUGAAGAACGCCCACCGGUCGGAGCUGGAGAAGGAGCUGGACAAGGCCCGCAAGUCCAACAGCAACACGGAGAACGCAGACAUAGAGGAGAUAUGCAGGCAACACGAAGAGGAGCUGUGUUCGUUCCAGAGGGAGAUCGAGGUGCUGUCUGAGCAGUAUUCUCAGAAGUGCCUGGAGAACGCCCACCUGGCUCAAGCCCUGGAGGCUGAGAGACAGGCCCUCAGACAGUGUCAGAGGGAGAACCAGGAGCUCAACGCACACAACCAGGAGCUGAACAACCGUCUAGCUGCAGAGAUCACGAAGAUACGCUCUAUGGCCGCUGAAGACGGGGGUGGAAACACCUGCAACAUCACACAUGGGAAGGAACUGUACGAGCUAGAGGUAAGCUCCGCUCCAGGUGAACUGUACGAGCUAGAGGUAAGCUCCGCUCCAGGUGAACUGUACGAGCUAGAGGUAAGCUCCGCUCCAGGUGAACUGUACGAGCUAGAGGUAAGCUCCGCUCCAGGUGAACUGUACGAGCUAGAGGUAAGCUCCGCUCCAGGUGAACUGUACGAGCUAGAGGUAAGCUCCGCUCCAGGUGAACUGUACGAGCUAGAGGUAAGCUCCGCUCCAGGUGAACUGUACGAGCUAGAGGUAAGCUCCGCUCCAGGUGAACUGUACGAGCUAGAGGUAAGCUCCGCUCCAGGUGAACAGUACGAGCUAGAGGUAAGCUCCGCUCCAGGUGAACUGUACGAGCUAGAGGUAAGCUCCGCUCCAGGUGAACUGUACGAGCUAGAGGUAAGCUCCGCUCCAGGUGAACUGUACGAGCUAGAGGUAAGCUCCGCUCCAGGUGAACUGUACGAGCUAGAGGUAAGCUCCGCUCCAGGUGAACUGUACGAGCUAGAGGUAAGCUCCGCUCCAGGUGAACUGUACGAGCUAGAGGUAAGCUCCGCUCCAGGUGAACUGUACGAGCUAGAGGUAAGCUCCGCUCCAGGUGAACUGUACGAGCUAGAGGUAAGCUCCGCUCCAGGUGAACUGUACGAGCUAGAGGUAAGCUCCGCUCCAGGUGAACUGUACGAGCUAGAGGUAAGCUCCGCUCCAGGUGAACUGUACGAGCUAGAGGUAAGCUCCGCUCCAGGUGAACUGUACGAGCUAGAGGUAAGCUCCGCUCCAGGUGAACUGUACGAGCUAGAGGUAAGCUCCGCUCCAGGUGAACUGUACGAGCUAGAGGUAAGCUCCGCUCCAGGUGAACUGUACGAGCUAGAGGUAAGCUCCGCUCCAGGUGAACUGUACGAGCUAGAGGUAAGCUCCGCUCCAGGUGAACUGUACGAGCUAGAGGUAAGCUCCGCUCCAGGUGAACUGUACGAGCUAGAGGUAAGCUCCGCUCCAGGUGAACUGUACGAGCUAGAGGUAAGCUCCGCUCCAGGUGAACUGUACGAGCUAGAGGUAAGCUCCGCUCCAGGUGAACUGUACGAGCUAGAGGUAAGCUCCGCUCCAGGUGAACAGUACGAGCUAGAGGUAAGCUCCGCUCCAGGUGAACUGUACGAGCUAGAGGUAAGCUCCGCUCCAGGUGAACUGUACGAGCUAGAGGUAAGCUCCGCUCCAGGUGAACUGUACGAGCUAGAGGUAAGCUCCGCUCCAGGUGAACUGUACGAGCUAGAGGUAAGCUCCGCUCCAGGUGAACUGUACGAGCUAGAGGUAAGCUCCGCUCCAGGUGAACUGUACGAGCUAGAGGUAAGCUCCGCUCCAGGUGAACUGUACGAGCUAGAGGUAAGCUCCGCUCCAGGUGAACUGUACGAGCUAGAGGUAAGCUCCGCUCCAGGUGAACUGUACGAGCUAGAGGUAAGCUCCGCUCCAGGUGAACUGUACGAGCUAGAGGUAAGCUCCGCUCCAGGUGAACAGUACGAGCUAGAGGUAAGCUCCGCUCCAGGUGAACUGUACGAGCUAGAGGUAAGCUCCGCUCCAGGUGAACUGUACGAGCUAGAGGUAAGCUCCGCUCCAGGUGAACUGUACGAGCUAGAGGUAAGCUCCGCUCCAGGUGAACUGUACGAGCUAGAGGUAAGCUCCGCUCCAGGUGAACUGUACGAGCUAGAGGUAAGCUCCGCUCCAGGUGAACUGUACGAGCUAGAGGUAAGCUCCGCUCCAGGUGAACUGUACGAGCUAGAGGUGAUGUUGAGGGUGAAGGAGUCCGAGGUCCAGUAUCUGAAGCAGGAGAUCAACUCUCUGAAGGAUGAACUCCAGGCCGCCCAAAGAGAUAAGAAGAAUGCGACGGACAAGUACAGGGACAUCUACACAGAGCUGAGUAUCGUGAGGGCCAAAGCAGAGCGAGACCUGGGGAGGCUCAGAGAGCAGCUGCAGCUGGCCCACGAGGCACUGGGGGAACCAUCACUGGAGGAGGUGGAGCGGGCAGGAGGAUACGAUAUCAUGAAGUCCAAAAGCAACCCUGACAUUCUCAAGAUGGCGGCCGCUGCCGCCAAACGCACCGAGCGCACCAUGAGGUCAAAGAGUCUUAAGGAAGGGCUCACUGCCGAGCAGCGCCUCCACCUGUUUGACAAGGACACUAAGGAGUUCUGACAGCGUGGCCUACGUCACACCGCUCCAGCCACCUUGCAGCAUGUUUAGGAAGGCCACUCUAUUUUACCUCUGUAAUUACUUAUUUAGAAACACACUGGUCACCACACACAUGUCGUGUGUGUAUAUAUUCAAAAAUAAAACAUGGUGUGAAGAUUUGAAGUUUAUGUCUAGACUCAUUCCAUGCACUUUAGUUACUGUGACAUUUUGGUUUUUGGUUUUGUCUUACAGUAAAUUCUCUGUACGGUUUUUAAUGAGGCAUUUAUCAUGCCUACACUAACAAAGAUGGCCUGUAAAGCUACUGUUUGGACUCCUUAGUCUGUGUUAAUAGCCGAAGGAAUAAGUAUGAUGUUGUAAAGGCUAAACACAACUGCAUAAUGAUGAUGAUGGAAUAAUUACUUACAUAAGCCAAACCGUAGGAACAAUCUUGCCUUUAGGCCUGCGUGUUAUGCUAGGUGAGGUCAGUGUUCACAUGCUGUCGUUUCCCUCUAUCCCCUUAACAAAGCAAUGGAAAGAAAACGUUUGCCUGCAUCAUUGUACAAGUAAACUAUCUGUUACGUUGGAUGUUGCUCCUUCAUUGCCUGAUGUGUUGACUUGUUAUAUGAUCAUUAUUAACAUCAUAGAAUGUUUUCUGAAACAGGACAAUUUUAAAAUGACCCCUGGAAGGCGACUGCUGAACGCAUACAGAACGAAUGGGAUUAUCUGAUUUAUGAUAUAAAUAUAUUUACAUUCUUCUCUCUGUAAUUGUAUUGGCACAGCUGUAUGGGAGGAUGAUUUGUUGGAGUCGGUUAUGUCUGUAGUCUUGUUCAGUGGCAGUCCCUUUGUAUUUAUUUAUGUGGGGGGGGGUUUGUCUCACAUACCAAUUUCUCUGUACUCUACUGUUGUAAAUAUACAGCCAAUGUAUACCAACUGACAAACGGUUUAUUAGCAAUAAAUAUUUUUGCACCCUG